AUGUCUGAUCUAGUUGCUAAGUUUAAGGGUUUAUCUGUUGCUGAUUCUACAGCUCAACUAAGUCGUGAGCAAUCUGCUUUGGUUGCUCAAUGGGAGUCUAUUCUAAAGACUGGUCAAUUGCAAGCCAACUUGAACAAUUUGAACUUGCAAUUGAGAGAUAACAGUUUCAUUGCUGCUACUUCUCAGCCAACAGUUCACGAUGUUGAAUUGUUCGAAGCCACUUUGCCAGUUAUCAAGGAACUAGUUUCCAGUUCUAAGGACAUUAAGGGUACUUUGGGUAGCUACAGACACAUUAUUAGAUGGGUUGACUACUUGCAAGCUUUGUUGCAAUUGUCUAAGGACCAAACUUUGGAAUUUGACCGUAACAUCGAAUUGCCAAGAGAAGUUAUUGAGAAGCCAAAGAAGAAGGAUGAUGCUAAGAAGGAUGACGGUAAGAAGGAUGAUAAGAAGGAUGACAAGAAGAAGGCUAACGAUGGUGACAAGAAGCAAAGAGGUAAGCCAGAUGAGGAGACUUUGAAGAAGUUGAGAGAAGAAGCCAAGGCGAAGAAGGCCGCUAAAAAGGCUGCACAAGCACAACAACAAAAGGAAACAAAGGCUCCAGAGAAGGUAUUGCCAUCUGUCAUUGACUUCCGUGUCGGUUUCAUUCAAAAGGCUAUUAAGCACCCAGAUGCUGACAGUUUGUACGUCUCCACUAUCGAUGUUGGUGAUGAGGAAGGUCCAAGAACUGUUUGUUCUGGUCUAGUCAAGCACUUCCCACUAGAGGCCAUGCAGGAACGUUAUGUUGUUGCUGUCUGUAACUUGAAGCCAGUCAACAUGAGAGGUGUAAAGUCUACCGCUAUGGUUUUGUGUGGUUCUAAUGCUGAGGAUAAGGUUGAAUUUGUUGAACCACCAAAGGGCUCCAAGGCAGGUGACAAAGUUUUCUUCGAAGGUUUCGGCGCUGAAGAUCCAUUGAAGCAAUUGAACCCUAAGAAGAAGCUGUGGGAGCAAUUGCAACCACAUUUCAGCACUAACGAAAACUUGGAAGUUAUCUUCAAGGAUGAAGAAGAUAAGGAACAUCCAGUUAGAAAAUUGACUAAUGCUAAGGGUGAAGAAUUCAAAGUUGCUACCAUCGUUAAUGCUAAUGUCCGUUAA
Nakaseomyces glabratus is the source of this 1131-nucleotide messenger RNA. RefSeq names its product Arc1p (gene ARC1). Gene Ontology annotation, cellular component: methionyl glutamyl tRNA synthetase complex. Lineage: Eukaryota; Fungi; Ascomycota; Saccharomycetes; Saccharomycetales; Saccharomycetaceae. Gene Ontology annotation, molecular function: tRNA binding; tyrosine-tRNA ligase activity. The record is from RefSeq and is a predicted model, not a curated record.